Messenger RNA from Acanthochromis polyacanthus (spiny chromis), 3372 nucleotides. RefSeq names its product long-chain-fatty-acid--CoA ligase 1-like. NCBI's taxonomy places the organism in Eukaryota, Metazoa, Chordata, Actinopteri, Pomacentridae. Gene Ontology annotation, cellular component: membrane; endoplasmic reticulum. Gene Ontology annotation, molecular function: arachidonate-CoA ligase activity. Gene Ontology annotation, biological process: very long-chain fatty acid metabolic process; long-chain fatty-acyl-CoA biosynthetic process; long-chain fatty acid metabolic process. The transcript has 21 exons. The record is from RefSeq and is a predicted model, not a curated record. The coding region runs from base 289 to 2385 and encodes 698 amino acids.
GUUUUGUGCCAGUAGUAUAUGAGUGUAUCCUCAUUGUGAGGGCAGAGCGUGUGGCAGCAGUCCUGCUUUGUUGUCAUCGGAGCUGAAAAUAGAAAACCGUUGUCUCACCUGGCUGCUUUCUGUUACAGGUCCCCUCCUGGCCGGCGUCCCUUCAUACACUCCUUUGAUUUAACACUCACACUGUAACCUCACGUCAGGACUUUCGUUCAACUCAGGGCAACCUCAGUGUUAUCAAACACACCCUCCUGCUACCAUUCCACCAGACACCUUUACCUCACUUGCAGCAUCAUGCUCAGCCAGGAGUUCCUUCAGAAGCUGAGGCUGCCAGACAUGGAGAAUGUCAGCGAGUACGUCAAGAGUAUGUCCACCCCUGUGUUGGUCAGCAUGGGGGCAGUGGCUGCUGCAACGACCUACUAUCUGGCAACACGACCCAAGGCCCUACCACCAGUCUGCGACCUCCACAUGCAGUCAGUGGAGGUUCCGGGAGGAGAUUUGGCUCGUCAGUCAACUCUACAGAAUGGAGAGGGCCACUUGACACACAUCUAUGAUGACGCCAGAACAACGUAUGAGCUCUUCCUCAGAGGCGCCCGAGUCUCCAAUAAUGGUCCCUGUCUGGGCUCCAGGAAACCAAAGCAGCCCUAUGAAUGGAUAUCCUACAGAGAAGUGAGGGAGCGAGCAGAGAAUCUGGGUUCUGCAUUUCUUCACAAAGGACACUCCAAGACCACCGACCCUCAUAUUGGCAUUUUCUCUCAGAACAGACCUGAGUGGACCAUCACUGAGCUGGCAUGUUACACCUACUCUCUGGUAUCAGUUCCGCUGUAUGACACACUGGGAACUGAGGCCAUUGCUUACAUCAUAGACAAAGCUUCCAUUUCAACAAUCGUGUGCGAUGUGACGGACAAAGUCAAUCUGGUGCUGGACUGCGUUAAGGACAUCAAACACUCAGUGAAAACCGUUGUUCUGAUGGAGAGCCCCAGUGCUGACCUGGUAGAAAGGGGGCAACAGACUGGAAUCCACAUCCUCAGCCUGGAGGAGAUGGAGGCCAUUGGGAAGGCCAACCAUCGCCAGCCGAUGCCUCCACGACCUGAGGACAUGGCAGUCAUCUGCUUCACAAGUGGAACAACAGGAAACCCAAAGGGAGCUAUGUUGACACAUGGGAAUAUUGUGUCCAACUGUUCAGCCUGCAUCAAAAUAACAGAGAUUUUCUGUCCACUAGGUCCCAGUGACAUCCAUAUUUCCUACCUGCCUCUGGCUCAUAUGUUUGAGAGAGUAAUGCAGGGAGUGAUGUUAGUUCAGGGAGCCAGGAUCGGCUUUUUCCAGGGAGAUAUUCGUCGACUGUCAGAUGACCUCAGGACAUUGAAACCUACUAUGUUCCCUGUGGUUCCACGACUCCUGAACAAAAUGUAUGAUAAGAUCUUUGGGCAGGCUAACACCUCUGUGAAGCGCUGGCUGCUGGGAUUUGCCUACAGGAGGAAGCAAGCAGAGGUGAUGAAAGGCAUUAUAAGAAGAGACAGUAUCUGGGAUCGACUCAUCUUUAAUAAGGUCCAGGCCAGCCUUGGAGGUCGCGUACGUCUCAUGCUAACUGGAGCUGCUCCCAUCUCUCCAACUGUUCUCACCUUCCUCAGAGCUGCAGUAGGCUGUCAGUUCUAUGAAGGCUAUGGACAAACAGAGUGCACUGCUGGAUGCACAAUGACCAUGCCUGGAGACUGGAGUGCAGGUCACGUUGGACCUCCUUUGCCCUGUAACUCAGUUAAACUGGUGGAUGUGCCUGAGAUGAACUAUCUGGCUGUAAAUGGGGAGGGAGAGGUGUGUGUGAAGGGCACAAACGUGUUCCAGGGCUACUUAAAGGACCCAGAAAAGACAGCAGAGGCAAUUGAUGCAGAUGGAUGGGUUCACACUGGAGACAUUGGGAAAUGGCUUCCAAAUGGCACCCUGAAGAUUGUGGACAGGAAGAAGCAUAUCUUUAAGCUAGCUCAGGGGGAGUACAUUGCUCCUGAGAAGAUAGAGAACGUCUACAUGAGGAGUGAUGCAGUGGCACAAGUCUUUGUGCAUGGAGACAGUCUACAGGCGUGUCUGGUAGCGGUGGUGGUUCCUGACCCUGACUUCCUGUCUGACUGGACCAAGAGGACGCUGGGAGUGCAGGGCAGCUACCAGGAACUCUGUAGCAGAGCGGAAGUCAAGGCAGCCAUCUUGGAGGACAUGCUGCGGCUGGGCAGAGAAGGAGGUCUCAAGUCCUUUGAGCAGGUGAAGGCCAUCUGCAUCCACACCGAGCAGUUCUCCAUCGAGAACGGUCUGCUCACUCCAACUAUGAAGGCCAAGAGGAAUGAAAUGCGCCAGUACUUCAGAUCCCAGAUAGACGAGCUGUACGCUGGGAUCAAAAUGUAGAAAGCAGGGGGGGGAGCAAAGUGAAAGAACAGACAAAAGCUCUACCAAAGGUGUUCUUAGGCAAAGAAAAAAAACAGCAGAGAGGGGAGUACAAGCUAAAGCACACAAUAGGAAGCAAAUGAAGGAGGUCAUCUCAGAGCAUCAAACUGCAGUUUUCAUGACCAGCCAUAGCAGGAAUAGGAGAUGAUGUAGCUUUUAAUAGAUUCAAAGAGUUUAAAACAAAACCAGCAGGAUCUGUGGUAGAGAAUACAAAACAUCUACAUUGAUUCCUGUGCUGUCUACAGCACAGUUUAGGAGCAUUUGUGAACUGUAGUAAGCUACUUUGUGGACGUUUUAAAGGGAAAUAGUGCUCUGUAGCAUCAGGACUUCAAGGACCACACACAUAUGCACAAACUUUCUAACUUAAAGGAUAAAAAGGGAACACAGCGGCCACUGAAGCAGCUUUACUGAGGCUCACAUGGGGAUUAAGAGCCAUACUGAUUCGCUUUAUAACCCAAACAGUCUCGCACAGAGUAAACUCAGCGUCUUUGAUGAGAUUCUUUCAUCUGAUGUCAUGAUUUUAUUUUCCAGUGCAUUUUUAAUUUGUUAAAGGGGAUAGCUGGAUAGUCUCUGUUGGAUCAUUUUUAUGAAUAAGCUGAAUUAAUAUUAAUAGCCAUGAGAAUCAACAGAGUGAUUUCCAAGAUAAUCCAGACAAUGCUAUCAGGGAAUUCAGAUAUUAAAGUAUGGUCAGGACAUAGGGAAACUAUUUUAAUGCUUUUAAUUUAUUUAUGAUAGUAACAGGAAGGGAAGUGAGUUGUUUAUGGAACUAAAUUUCUAAAAUUGUCAUAAUUUUUGUAAUUAAGUUGUUCACAACUUGAAAUAAACCCUCUUGAAUGUUAAUUGUUUUAAUACCGUGAAGGUACUUUUGACUGUGGUCUUGUUAUGAAUGUUUUAAUGUCUUCUCAUGUUGUUUUGUAAAGAUAUUAAUUAAAAACAUCAAGAAAACUG